Molecule: messenger RNA, 3640 nt
Organism: Nycticebus coucang (slow loris)
Lineage: Eukaryota; Metazoa; Chordata; Mammalia; Primates; Lorisidae
Gene: LORICRIN
Product: loricrin cornified envelope precursor protein
Exons: 2
Coding region: 1761-3056 (431 amino acids)
Cellular component (GO): cornified envelope
Molecular function (GO): structural constituent of skin epidermis
Source: RefSeq, a predicted model, not a curated record
UAAAGAUGUAAAAGAAACAAAUACAACCUCAUGUUACUAUCACUUUUUAAAGAAAUGAUAUUUUAACACAAAAAAAAUGUUGUAGGCCAGUAUUUCAGAAUUGAAAGCUUCCCCUCCCAAGAAUGCCCCAUUGACAUUCUUUUACUUACACUUUUCCUAAAGACUGGGCUGCACACACCAAUGGGCCGAUAGGGCCAGCAGCACAGUACUGCAAACCGUGGUCCACACCUGCCAUCUCUCUGAUGUGGCUUGACUUAAAUAAAACUAUUCUUUACACACACAGCAAUCACUAGUUGGGAGCUUUUUCCCUCCAAAAUAUCCAUGGUCCCUCAGCUUCAAGACAAGAAACCUGCCUUCUCCAGCAGAUCCUGGCUUCUCCUCCCAAGUAUUCUCUAAAGAGGGAGCGCCAGGGCUCCUCCCGGUUCACACUAUUCAAACUGAAACCAGUGCCACCAGCUUCUGAAGGACACAGCUUAGUCAGGAUCAUUUGGAUCAUAAUUAACAGUCUAUUAUUAGAGCUGUCAUUUCAACACACAGCUGGGCAGAGCAAAGUUUGAAUGUGAUACUUUAAACAAUAGCAAUUGAGUUCUGAUGAUGAAAGAAGGAUCGUGCUGUUCUUCAUAGCAGAGGUGAUGCUACUGGUCCAGGGUCAGUGGGGCAGUUUCUGAGUUAUUCUCCCAGGACUCCAGGGACUUCUUUAUGGCACUGGUGUCCAAAGGAAAGCCAAGUUGGAAGUAAGGAUGUGGUGUUAUAUGAGAAAUCAACAAAAAGAUAGCAUCACUUUCUAUACCUUAUGUUAAUUCUCCCUCUUCACAUGCCUAUGAAAUAAGUAUUCCUAUUCUGGUUAACAGACAAGAUAACUGAGGGUCAGAAAGCUUGAUCGUUCCAUAGUCAACAAAUGUUUACUGAGUGCUGCCCAUGUGCAACAAACACUGCAUUAAAUGCAGUGACACAACCGGCAAGCAGCAAAGGGAGCAUCCAACCUCAGUCACCUCAAAUCUUUUCUAUUCCAUGCCUGCCCCUCAGGCUGAGGUCAGUGUUGCAACACAACACUACAGGACAUCAGAGCCAAAGGACCAUGCUGAGAAGGACCACAUGGUCCAUUUCUUUAAUUUGCUCUUCUGCAAGAAGUCAGUACUGACUGAUUUUUCUCAGAUUUUCUCAGACACCUGCUAUCUUCAAGGGCAAAUCAAAGUGCCACUGUCAUAUCAGUUGCAGCACUGUUCAUGCUGUACAGUCCAGAACUGAGUGCUGGUGGUUGGUCCGCCCUUACAACCCAGUGGGCCAAACCGAAACACCCCAGUGAAGCACACAUGACACCCUGGAAGAGAAACUUGGCAAAGAAGGAACAGAUUCUAAAGUUAUGACAGUUUCCAAAGCAAUGGGACCAGAAGCCAAACAGUGGGAUUUAUUUGGAAGGUCCUGCUCCUGGGACAGGGGACUGAAAUAUCCAGUUUGACUCAGGCUGCCUCAAGAGUCUGGGACCUGCCCCUCAAGCACAGACGUGUGGUUGCCUGGUAUGUGUGCCAUGCCAGAAGCUUUGAAAACAAUGUCUGCCAUCCAUUCUGGUCGCCAUCCCCACUGACCAGCCGGCCACACAGUUGCAUCAGAGAAUGAGCCAGUCACACACUGGGUUGUCUAUCUCAAGAAUGCUAAAAUCUUCAUGAAUGGGCCACCCUGUGCCUGCAAUCACCGGGAGGUGGGGCCAACAGCCAUGGGUCACGUAACCAAUGCCAAACACAAGAACCUAGGCUGGAUCAAUGGAUGAGUCAGUCGAAGGAUGUAUAUAUAAUCGGGAGCUCAGUGCUCUUCACAUCGCCAGCAUCUCCUCACUCACCCUUCCUGCUGCUUUGGGUUCCCCUUCCUCCGUAAACAAGAUGUCUCACCAGAGAAAGCAGCCCACUCCCCAGCCCCCAGUGGGCUGCGGGAAGACAUCAGGCGGCGGUGGCGGUGGCGGCGGCAGCGGUGGCUGUGGCUACCAAGGCGGCGCUGGCGGUGGCAGCGGCAGCAGCGGUGGCUGUGGCUACCAAGGCGGCGGCGGCGGUGGCGGCUUCGGGGGCUGCGGUGGUGGAGGCUCCGGUGGUGGCAGCGGCGGCAGCUCCGGAGGAAGCGUCAAGUACUCAGGAGGCGGCAGCGGCUCCUCUGGCGGCGGCGGUGGCUCCAGUUGCGGUGGUGGCUCCGGAGGGAGCGUCAACUACUAUGGCGGCGGCGGCUCCUCAGGCAGCAGCAGGUCGGAUUUCUGUGGCGGCCCCCCCUCCUCCGGCCAAGCGGUCCAGUGCCAGAGCUACGGAGGCGGCUCGGGUAGCGGCGGGGGCUCCUCGGGCGGCGGCUCCGGCUGCGGCUACUCCGGCGGUGGCAGCGGCUUUUCUGGCGGCGGUGGCAGCAGCGGCCACGGCUCCUUCCCGCAGCAGAGCGCCCAGACCGGAUGCGCGCCCCCGCAGGGCUACGGUGGGGGCCAGUCCUCCGGCGGCGGCGGCUUCAGCUGUGGCUACUCUGGCGGCUCCGGCUCCAGCUGUGGCUACUCCGGCGGCGGCUCCGGCUCCAGCUGUGGCUACUCCGGCGGCUCUGGCGGCUCUGGCGGCUCCGGCUGCGGCGGGGGCUCCUCUGGCGGCGGCGGCGGCGGCUCCUUCCCUCAGCAGAGCGCCCAGAGCGGGUGCGCGCCAACUCAGGGCCAGGGAGAGAGCAAGUCCGCCGGCGGCGGCUCUUCCGGGGGCAGCGGCUGCUUCUCCAGCUGCGGCGGCGGCGGCUCCUCCGGGGGCGGCAGCGGCUGUUUCUCCAGCGGCGGCGGCGGCGGCUCCUCUGGGGGCGGCAGCGGCUGCUUCUCCAGCGGCGGCGGCGGCGGCUCCUCUGGGGGCGGCAGCGGCUGCUUCUCCAGCGGCGGCGGCGGCGGCUCCUCUGGGGGCGGCAGCGGCUGCUUCUCCAGCGGCGGCGGCGCCUCCGGCUGCGGUGGCGGCUCCUCCGGGGGUGGCUCUGGGGGUGGCUCCGUGAGUGGCAAGAGUAUCCCUGUAUGCCACCAGACCCAGCAGAAGCAGGCGCCUACCUGGCCAUGCAAAUAAGCGCCCCAGGAUGCCCCGGAGGCCGCAGUGCUGUCCACGGGCUUAGAGCUGUCAUGAUACUGCCAGGUGUUUGCGGAUCCUUCUAUCAAAGAAGCCAUUGAGCACUCAGGCUGCACCUUGUUUUGGAGUUUUUCCUCCUUAGUUUGUAUACAACUACCUCCCUAACUCAGUGGCUCUUCAGUCAAUAAAUUCGUUCAUGACGAUCUCUGGGUCUCCAGGAGUCUUUGUAGCUUCCGAUUCAUCCCUUCCAUUCAAUGUUUCUCCUUCCCUGCACUCUCAUCCAAGCUCUCAUUCAAUAAAUGCGCCUACGCUGUGGGCGGGAGGGUGGGCCGACAGACGCAAGUGGGCAGAAGAGGAAGGAACCGCUACAAACCAAUGACCAGAGACGUGACUCUGGUUUAUGGCUUAGUCAUGAAGUUAUUCCAAAACACAAAGAUCCUGGGGAGAGACUUCAGUAAACAACCCCCAAUGGCCUGGGCAGUCAUCGUGGGUCUCCUCACUGAACUCCGUGCUACCCCGGAAAGACACUGUCUCUCAUAGCGCACAGCCCACUCUUCGAGGUCUUCUCUGGCGGCAGCCGCUGC